Molecule: messenger RNA, 1767 nt
Organism: Anopheles coustani
Lineage: Eukaryota; Metazoa; Arthropoda; Insecta; Diptera; Culicidae
Product: glutactin-like
Exons: 5
Coding region: 1-1767 (588 amino acids)
Source: RefSeq, a predicted model, not a curated record
AUGACGGUGCAGUGGAUUUUGAACGGUUUGCUAUCGACAGUGUUGCUGCUGUUGUUAUCGCACGGCGGUGGACGUGUAAGUGGUCAACAGGCUACACCGAUCGUGGUGAUUGAUGGGCUUGGCACGGUGCAAGGAACGCGUGGUCGCACGGCCUGGACCGAUCGGGAAAUCUACAAGUUUUACAACGUACGCUACGCCGAGGCACCUGUCGGACAGCAGCGAUUCCGAAACCCUGUCCCCGCGCGACCGUGGAGCGGUGUGUAUAAUGCGGCAGCACCGGGUAGACCGUGUCCACAGAUUGGGCUAAAUGUUACCAAUGACGUGGCCCCCGAGGACUGUCUUACACUUUCCGUGUUCACGGCCAACCCAACCGGCAGCAGUCCCGUGAUGGUGUACAUACAUGGUGGUGCGUUUGUCAUGGGUUCCGCGUCGGACUACGAACCGGACUACCUGCUGGAAAAGAACAUCGUACUAGUGGUGUUACAAUAUCGCCUAGGACCGCUCGGAUUCCUCUCCACCGGUACGGCAAACAUUCCCGGAAAUGUUGGCAUGCUCGAUAUAAUUCUGGCCCUUGAGUGGGUCUCACAGAACAUCCGCUUCUUCGGCGGUGAUAGCACACUCGUCACCGUUUUCGGGGAAUCCGCUGGUGGUGCAGCGGUUUCCGCGUUGCUAUAUAGCCCGUUGGUGCGGAAUGGUCUCUUCCAGCGGGCAAUUGUUCAGUCGGGGUCCAUAUUUUCCCCCUGGGCUACGUGCCGAUCGCCAAAGGAUGGUGCGAUGGAUAUCGCAAGGCGCGUAAACUGUGACCGACCGGUAGAAGCUAUGGAAGACUGCUUAAGAGCCGUUCCAGCACGACGGUUAAUGGAGGCAUACGAGGAGCAUAAGAACACUCAAUUCGGUAUUACAGGAUAUCCGGAUGUAUCUGGAGCGUGCAUUGUAAUCGGAGAAGCUUCGCCCUUUAUGCCGAAACACCCGAAAACGAUCGCACGGAGUUCUAUUCGCAGCAUGGAACUGAUGGCUGGAACCACCUCUCAAGAGGGAUUAAUGUUCUGGGAAGGUGUAUACCGUUACGGCCUGUCGUACAAGCCGGAUACCAUGGAGACAUCAUGGGACCUGCUGCAGCUAAUCGACACCAUCAACGAGCGAUUCGGAGCAAGUUCCAACGAUGGAGCGCAUAUGUGGCAUCAGAUUUUCGAUACAUUCCAAACGACGGAGCUGGAUCGUGUCAAUUAUACCGAGCUUCUUCCUGGACUUGUUGAUAUUUGUGGUAACCUUGCGAUCAAGGCACCGGUCCUGCAAGACAUCACCCGAUAUUCACGCGCCAACCCAGGGAAAGUAUUUUUGUACAGCUUCGACUACAGUGGAAUAUCUUCGAUGUACAACUUUUCUGCCUCGGAAGACUUCCAGUAUCCAUAUCCUAACAAUUCGUUCCAUGCGGAAGACCUGUUCUACCUGUUUCCCCUCGGGCAACGCCUCAAUGAGCCAGAUUCCGAAAUGGCGAAGAUGAUGGUUGAUCUCUGGACUUCAUUUGCCAGUAGCGGAAAACCGUCAGCCACACGGCUGAACAUCAGCUGGGAUCCUGUAGCAAAUUUUUAUGGCCCGUACCUUAAGAUAAACAACGGGUGUUCGGUGAAUAACAAUUAUUUUGAUGAAUUCACGGCAUCUACAGAGAGAGUAAGGCAACAGCGAUCUGAGGCAUCAUUUUUCAUUCUUUCAAAAACGAUUGCCUUAAUUGCAAUUUUACUUGGGGUUAUUAAAACUCUAUUGUAA